This is a messenger RNA of Entamoeba invadens IP1, 1563 nucleotides long. RefSeq lists its product as hypothetical. Gene Ontology annotation, cellular component: COPII vesicle coat; endoplasmic reticulum exit site. The transcript has a single exon. The coding region runs from base 1 to 1563 and encodes 520 amino acids. The record is from RefSeq and is a predicted model, not a curated record. Gene Ontology annotation, biological process: endoplasmic reticulum to Golgi vesicle-mediated transport; COPII-coated vesicle cargo loading; intracellular protein transport. Gene Ontology annotation, molecular function: SNARE binding; zinc ion binding. NCBI's taxonomy places the organism in Eukaryota, Evosea, Mastigamoebida, Endamoebidae.
AUGGAGUGUGCGGCCUCAAAAGCAGAUUUCUGUUCUUUUAGUUAUUCUCCAAAUGGAGCUCCAAAAGUUGACACAAACAUCAUUUCCGCCAACUUUUCAACUCUUCAAACUGUAAUUGAACCUCUUCAAAGUGAACCCCCGAAGUGUCCAUCGUGUGGUUCAUAUUUUACUGUUAAUUCCUUUAAGGAAGAUGGCAACAUAAUUUGUCCUUUUUGCAAUGCAAUAACUCACAUAUCUUCUCCAAAAGACAGUUAUAUAUCUGAAGAGACUGUAGAGUUGGUUUUGUCUCCUCCCGAACUUCAAAAACUUGAAAAAGUUGAAGAAGAGUCCGAAAAGGUCAUAGACAACAAAACAAUUGUUUUCUGUAUUGAUGUGUCAGGUUCUAUGGGUUCUCAGCCAACCGACAAAAAUGGGAAAACAAUGAACGGUACUUCUGUUUUGGAAGUGAUCAAGUCAGCUAUGAUUCACCAAAUCAAAGCAAUGUUAAACGAAAAUCCACAACAGAAGGUUUGCAUUGUCACAUUUGAUAGUGUUGUCACAAUCCUUGGAGACUGCACUAAAACACCAAUAACUGUGAAUCACCAUUUUAUGAAUGAUUUUGACAGUUUAGUCGACGUUGCAACCGAGAAAAUUGAAUUAACAACACUGGAAACGUCUUCUGAGAAAAUCCUUUCAUCACUCAAAGCACUUAGUCCAGGAAGUUGCACUGCUCUUGGCCCAGCACUUUUAGUCUCGACAGUUGCUGCUGGAAAACAGAAUAAUGGCUCCGUAAUUUUGUGUACUGAUGGUCUUGCAAAUGAAGGACUUGGAAGUUCUGGAAGUCAAAAUGAAAAAUCAUUUUAUCAGCAUGUUAGUGAAGUGGCAAGAAAGAAUGGCGUCAUAAUAAAUGUCAAUACCGUGAAGGGGUGUGAUGCUAAUAUGAAAGUGAUUGGUGAGUGUGCUGUACUCACUGAUGGACAAGUGAUGGUUGUUGACCCAGAAAACAUCACAGAAGCAUUUAAAGGUGCCCUUGACUCCGAGUUGAUCGCAAGGCAAAUUGUGUUGGACAUUUUCCUCCCACAAAGUUUGUACGUCAAGGACGAAUUUUCAAAUGAAAAAGUGAGUAAGAAAAGCGUUGAUGUUGGGAACGCACUUGAUGACACAACUUACCAAUUUAAAUACGCCAAGAGAAAUAGUGAAGACAAAUUGGAGACUUUCACAGUUCAACUUGGGAUUAAAUACACCAAGAAGAAUGGAGGAGUCUAUUACAGAAUCAUCACAAGAAAAAUCGAAGUCGCUAAAGAAGACGAAAAGGUAGAUUUGAACGGAGAAGUGUUGCAGACGUAUUACAUUCAGCAAACUGCUGAACACAAAAGAAGAGGAUCUAUUGAAAGAGCUAAAGAAAAUAUUGGGAUGUUCAGACAGGCACAACAAGUCUCUAAACAGGUAAUGCAAUCAGAAUAUAAUACUUAUGCAGAUGACAUGGAAAAUAGACUCGAGGAAGAUAACGACGAAGCGUGGGCUGUUAAUCAGACCGCUACUAAAUGGAGUAAGAAGAAAGCAAAGAAAUUUAUUGAAAAGUAA